GUGCCGGUCACUUGUUUGUUCUCCACGGACCACAGUCCACACUUUGCUGACGAUAUAGAGACAAGAAUUGAAUAUAAUACAACAAUAUAAUGUCGUGGGCGAAUCCAAUCAUCGUUAUCCGUCCGACAGCAGCAGUUGUUCCCCGUUUGAGGUUUCGCAAUCCCAGCAGUAGUUUUGUCGCCCUGAGACUGAGACUGAGAGCAGGAUUUCCGAGGAAAGUUCCUCGGAGGUCCGUGCACUGGAUUAGCAGAAGCCGCCGGAGCGUUGGAGUGGAGGAUGAGGACUACGGUGUUCUUCCCACAGGGUUCGAACUAGAACAAGAACACCUUAUUAAUGGGUCGUCCCAGAUUAAUAUUGUCGGAUUUUCUCAGCUUGAACCCACUCUCAACAAUAUGAGUAAAUGGGUGGUGGUUGCAGUCUUUGGUGCAAUUCUGCUAUGGAGGCAUGAUGCAGAAUCACUAUGGGCUGCAAUGGGCUCAGCUAUAAAUUCCGGUCUCUCAAUCAUUCUGAAGAGGAUGCNGACUUUUUUAGAAUCUAUCCCCACCCCCACCGGGUGCGGUGCCGGUCACUUGUUUGUUCUCCACGGACCACAGUCCACACUUUGCUGA
This is a messenger RNA of Ipomoea triloba (trilobed morning glory), 608 nucleotides long. RefSeq lists its product as uncharacterized. Lineage: Eukaryota; Viridiplantae; Streptophyta; Magnoliopsida; Solanales; Convolvulaceae. The coding region runs from base 90 to 608 and encodes 172 amino acids. The record is from RefSeq and is a predicted model, not a curated record. The transcript has 3 exons.